GGUGGUUUGUGGUCAUAUGAUGUUAUUAGCCAACACUCAGAAGCAGCAACGUUUCAGCUGAAUCCCUUACAUCACUCCUGGCGUCGAAAGCUGACACACCACCAAACAUCAGAAUGUCAUAUGGGUCCAUCGAUGGAGGUUCCUUUGGCAGCCGUAACCCGUUUGGGGGCCCCACCAGGCAGGGCUAUCAGCCAGUAGCCACACAGGUCAGCCCUUCAGAACUACAAGAUGUGUUUCAAGAAGCCUCCUCCAAUAUUUUCCAGAUCAACGGCAAUGUUGUCACCUUGGAGAAAAAUCUUCAGUCACUCGGUACUUCCAGAGAUACAACAGAGCUACGACAGAGCCUACAUUCCACUCAGCAGCAGACCAACAAAGUCAUCACCAGCACAAGUCUUCUCAUCAAACAACUCUCUGAUAUAAUCAGCGGCUCUUCACGGCAAGAUCGUUUACGUCUGACCAGACUGAAGACUGAACUCUCAGAUUCUGUGCAGCGCUACGGGGAUCUUCAGAAGAAAAUCGCAGAGCGAUCAAGGGCCUUGCUCCCUUCAGCACAGAAAGACAAGAAGAAGAGUCCCCAGACUCCAUCCAGUGACCUGAUCCAAGAGGACCCACUGUUUGGAGAAGCAGUAGGUGAUGAGGAAGGAGUCCAGGCUUUCCUGUCUGAGAUCAGUGAGGAGGAUGUGGAGGUGCUUCGUCAAAGAGAGGAGGCUCUGCUUCAGAUAGAAAGAGACAUGCUGGAUGUCAAUCAAAUAAUGAAGGAUCUAGCCAGUAUGGUCCAUGAACAAGGAGAUACAAUAGACAGUAUUGAAGACUACAUUCAGACCACAUCAUCUAAUGUGGAAUCGGCCAAUCAGGAGCUUGCCAAGGCCAAUCAGUAUCAGAGGCAGUUGAGAAAAAGAAAGUGUUACCUUCUGUUGGCCGGAGCCUUGAUCCUCGCCAUCCUCAUCCUCAUUAUUGCUGUUUCAGCAAGAAAAUGAAACCUACCUCUUUGGUAACUGCUGUAAUCUGUCAGUCAGUUGGCCAAGGAAGAGAAAUGAACAAGUAACAAAAAAUCCAGACCAUAAUGGCAACCACAUGAACGCCAUAUAUUAUAACUCCUUAAAGGUAAUAUCAGAAAGCUUACUACCAUGUAUAAUUAAUAAACUGCCUUCUGUUGGUUUGAUAGCUAACCUUGUUUAACUCUCUGGCAAUGUAGGUAGAUAUUUCUUUCAGAACUACUAUUAAACUUUGCUGAUGUUUUAUUUAUAUUAUUCAUUUUAUAAGUCUUCCAUCCUUUGUGAAUAUACAUAAUUUUUCCAGUAAUAUGUUCCACUUGUAACCCACAAUUAGUCAAUUAAUAAAGACUUUUAUUUUUGCGGGCUCACUUACUGUUUUGCCCCAAACUCUGCAACUUAUUUAAAGCCCCGCCUCCAGCACACAGUUGAACUACAUCACCUGUUCCACUGUGAUUGUGACUGGCUGUUUGGCUGGGCCGUCACCAAGAUUGUCACAGCUGAUCGCAGUCUAGUACCCCACUCUCUGCCCAAAGGUAACAUGAUCGUUGGUUUUGUGCAAGCUCUGGCACUUUUGUAAUGAAAUUUAUUCAAAUAGGAUGUAGCUACAUUUAAGUUGAUAUUGCACAGUAUAUUUAUUUAAUUUACUUAUUUUUUUUUUCUUUUCCCCACUCUGCUUGACUAUUUGAGUUAAUUUCUUUUCU
Poecilia latipinna (sailfin molly) is the source of this 1696-nucleotide messenger RNA. It is a transcript of the gene tsnare1, whose product is annotated as T-SNARE Domain Containing 1. The transcript has 12 exons. The record is from RefSeq and is a predicted model, not a curated record. Gene Ontology annotation, molecular function: SNAP receptor activity; SNARE binding. The coding region runs from base 114 to 977 and encodes 287 amino acids. Gene Ontology annotation, cellular component: endomembrane system; membrane; SNARE complex. Gene Ontology annotation, biological process: intracellular protein transport; vesicle fusion; vesicle-mediated transport. NCBI's taxonomy places the organism in Eukaryota, Metazoa, Chordata, Actinopteri, Cyprinodontiformes, Poeciliidae.